CUCACCACCACAGCCCUCGCCUGUUGCGCCCAUCUCUCGGCCCGCCUCGCCACAGCACACUCAGCAUGUCCGACGCAGCUGCAUCGCCCGCCGAGGCCAGCGGCAGCCGCAGCCGCAGCUCCAGCGCCGCCGCAGCCGACGCGCCGCGCGCCGCAUCUCCACACGCAGCGCCGUCUGGAGCGGCAGCGUCGGGCAGCAAGGACGCAGCCGAGGCAGGCGAGGGAGGAGAGUCUGGGAACGAGGAGGCGGAGAAGUCUGGGUCGGAGUCGGCGGAGGACGACGAGGCCGGCGACGCACCGGCUGAGAAGCAGACGUCCAGCGCUGGCAAGGGCAAGGCCAAGAUCAAGCCGGGCGAGCCGCACUCAUGGCAAGCCAUCUGGGCGCCAGCGCAGUCGGCAUACUACUUCUGGAACGCCGAGACGAACGAGACGACGUGGGAGAAUCCGCUGGAGGUCGACGAGGCGGCGGCAGGGAGCUCCACGGGCACUGCACAACCAGCAGCUGCAGAGCCGUUGACAGACGAGCAGCUGGCGCUGUCGGCCGGCAUCGAUCCGGACCUGGCCUUCCUCGACCCGACGCUGUACUCGGCACAGCUGGCGUCGGCCCGCGCCGGUGCCGCGUCUGGGCCGUACGGCGCGGCCGGUGCCUUCGACGCACGCACAGGCCGCUUCGUGCCGGCGGGCAAUCUGGGAGCUGGUGCCAUCAACGAUCCGUCACGCCUCUCGCAGGUGGCACGGGCUGGCAGACAGAUGGAGGUCUUCUUCGACGUGGCGCAGUACGAGCAGCAGCGCGCGCAGGACCGUCUGGAGGAGGGCGAUGGGCCGCGCGGCGGCAAGCGCAAGCUGAGCAAGAAGGAGCUCGAGUUCUACCAGCAGCGCAAGCGCGAGAAGAAGGCCAAGCGCUACCUCGAGAACUGAGCGCAUGGGGCCAAAUCAAACAGAGUCACGCACGAUGGGCCUGAUGAAAGCGCAGCGUGGCGUUGUCAUUCUAGAGAUCCAUCACGAGCAGCC
This is a messenger RNA of Tilletiopsis washingtonensis, 1010 nucleotides long. RefSeq lists its product as hypothetical. The record is from RefSeq and is a predicted model, not a curated record. Lineage: Eukaryota; Fungi; Basidiomycota; Exobasidiomycetes; Entylomatales. The transcript has 3 exons. Gene Ontology annotation, molecular function: protein binding. The coding region runs from base 66 to 917 and encodes 283 amino acids.